AUGAACCUUAAGCUCGGUGUAGACGUGGCAGGGGCCCACAAUCUUCUUCCAAAAGAUGGUCAAGGUUCAUCCAGUGCUUUCGUCGAGCUCUAUUUCGAUGGUCAAAAAUACAGAACAACAGUCAAAGAGAAGGACCUCGACCCGGUUUGGAAUGAAAGCUUCUACUUCAAUAUUUCCGACCCAUCAAUCCUCUCAAAUCUCACACUCGAUGCCUUCGUCUACAACAAUGUCAAAGAUACCCAUUCACGAUCCUUCUUAGGUAAAGUCUCCAUAACUGGAACUUCGUUUGUUCCAUAUUCAGACGCUGUCGUCUUACAUUACCCUUUAGAGAAACGUGGAAUCUUUUCUCGUGUAAGAGGAGAACUCGGGCUUAAAGUUUAUAUAACCGAUGACCCAUCAAUCAAAACUUCCGACCCGGUUGUUAACACUAAAUCAGUUCAUGAACCCGUGAAAAAUAGUGAGAAAAGACACACUUUUCAUCAUCUUCCUCAUGAGACUCAAACUCAAGCUCCGGCCAACACUGGUGUCCCACCGGCCCCACCACCUGCAAUGAGAUACGGGUAUGAACAAAUAAAACCCAACCCGCCACCUCAGCCUCCAAAACUCGUUCGUAUGUACUCAGAAUCUUCUUCUCAACCCGUGGAUUAUGCCCUAAAAGAAACCAGCCCCUAUCUGGGUGGCGGGCGGGUCGUUGGCGGGCGGGUUAUUCGAACCGAUAAAGCUUCGUCUACUUAUGAUCUUGUUGAAAAGAUGCAUUUCUUGUUUGUACGCGUCGUGAAAGCCCGUGAUCUUCCUUCCAUGGAUAUAACCGGAAGUCUCGACCCGUAUGUCGAGGUUAAAAUCGGAAACUAUAAAGGCGUCACACGUCACAUCGAAAAAAACCAAAACCCAAUGUGGAACGUUGUUUUCGCGUUUUCUAGAGAGAGAAUGCAAGCUUCGGUUCUUGAAGUUGUGGUCAAAGAUAAAGAUUUAGUCAAAGACGAUUUUGUCGGGUUCGUUAGGUUUGAUUUAAACGAAGUCCCGUUGCGGGUCCCACCCGAUAGCCCGUUGGCCCCACAAUGGUACCGGCUCGAGGACAAAAAGGGGGACCGGAUAAAAAGCGAGCUCAUGUUAGCGGUUUGGAUUGGGACCCAAGCCGAUGAAGCGUUUCCAGACGCGUGGCACUCGGAUGCGGCUACACCGGUUGACAGUUCUGGUGCAGCCUCGACCCUGAUCCGGUCAAAGGUCUACCAAGCACCACGGCUAUGGUAUGUCCGGGUCAAUGUGGUUGAAGCCCAAGACCUGGUUCCAACUGAUAAGUCCCGGUUCCCGGACACUUAUGUAAAGGCCCACAUUGGGAACCAGGUCAUGAAGACUAAAACGGUCCAGGCCCGUUCGCUUAACCCGUUAUGGAAUGAAGAUUUACUUUUUGUUGCAGCCGAGCCUUUUGAGGACCAUUUGAUUUUGACCGUGGAGGACCGGGUCGGGCCCGGAAAAGACGAGAUUCUCGGGCGGGUCAUCAUCCCGUUGGCCAUGGUUGAAAAACGGGCCGAUGACCGGAUUAUCCAUUCGCGAUGGUUUAACCUCGAAAAGCCUGUUGCGGUUGAUGUUGACCAGUUGAAAAAAGAUAAAUUUUCCAUGAGGAUUCAUCUUAGGAUUUGUUUGGAUGGAGGUUACCAUGUACUCGACGAGUCGACUCACUAUAGUAGUGACCUUCGACCCACCGCAAAGCAACUUUGGAAGCCCACAAUCGGGGUUUUGGAACUCGGGAUUUUGAAUGCGGUCGGGCUCCACCCGAUGAAAACCCGAGAUGGGCGUGGGACAUCCGAUACUUACUGUGUAGCAAAAUACGGGCAUAAAUGGGUCAGGACCCGAACCAUAGUCGACAAUUUAUGCCCGAAGUACAACGAACAAUACACAUGGGAAGUUUUCGAUACUGCAACCGUUUUAACUGUCGGUGUAUUCGACAACAGUCAGUUAGGUGACAAAGGGUCAAACAGUAAAGAUUUGAGAAUCGGGAAAGUCCGGAUCCGGAUCUCGACUCUUGAAGCGGGUCGGGUUUACACCCAUUCGUACCCGUUACUUGUUUUAAACCCGAAUGGGGUGAAAAAAAUGGGGGAAGUUCAUUUAGCGAUUCGGUUUUCUUGCACGAAUUUUGUUAACAUGUUGUAUACGUAUACGCGCCCGUUGUUGCCCAAAAUGCAUUAUGUACGGCCUUUCAGUGUGAUGCAACUUGACAUGUUGCGUCACCAGGCCGUACUGAUAGUGGCGGCUCGGCUCGGUCGAGCGGAGCCGCCACUCAGGAAGGAGGUGGUGGAGUACAUGUCAGAUGUAGACUCCCACCUCUGGAGUAUGCGGCGGAGCAAAGCAAAUUUUUUCCGGUUGAUGACGAUUUUCGUGCCGCUUUUUGCGGUUUCGAAGUGGUUCGGGGAUAUCUGUAUGUGGAGGAAUCCGAUUACUACUGUUCUUGUUCAUGUCCUGUUCAUCAUGUUGGUUUGCUUCCCGGAGCUGAUAUUGCCGACGGUGUUUCUGUACAUGUUUCUGAUUGGAAUCUGGAACUUCAGGUAUCGGCCUAGGUAUCCGCCACAUAUGAAUACAAAGAUUUCACAGGCAGAAGGGGUCCACCCUGAUGAGCUGGAUGAGGAGUUUGAUACUUUUCCGACUAGCCGGAAUCCUGAUUUGGUGAGGAUGAGGUAUGAUCGGUUAAGAAGUGUGGCCGGAAGGAUACAGACGGUGGUCGGGGACAUUGCGACACAAGGGGAGAGGAUGCAGUCGCUUUUGAGCUGGAGGGAUCCACGGGCUACUGCUAUUUUUGUGACUUUUUGUUUGGUGGCGGCGGUUGUGUUGUAUGUGACGCCGUUUCAGGCGAUUGCAGCUCUGAUUGGGGUGUAUAUGAUGAGGCAUCCUAGGUUUCGUCAUCGUUUGCCAUCUGUGCCUGUUAACUUCUUCCGAAGGUUGCCAGCUAGGACGGAUAGUAUGCUGUAA
Molecule: messenger RNA, 2964 nt
Organism: Lactuca virosa
Lineage: Eukaryota; Viridiplantae; Streptophyta; Magnoliopsida; Asterales; Asteraceae
Source: the annotation of a GenBank genome assembly